UCAAACUGAGCCUCUAGGCUUUUUUUUUUUUUGGGCAGGUUAAAGUUUCCACCUGACACCCACCGGCGCCCUGCUGUUGGAUGAUUUUACUCGAGGAUAAGACGCAUUCAAGUCCCGACAAGAUCAAGCCACGAAGCAGCAGCAGCAACUGCUGCAGAUGCACUGGAGAACAGCAAUGGUCAAGUCAGCGAGAGCCGCAGUGGAGCCGCACUGAGGCAAAGCAGCCAACUGGCCCCCUCACGACUGGGGACGCCUCCAACGAUCUUAGGGGCGUGGGAAGCCGGGGAGUGGAAAAUUCCUCCCAAUCCUGAAUGCCCGCUCAAUCAGACUGACCGACAAGCCCCCCAACCGAGUUCCUCAGUCCUGCUCUUUCGCCGCCUCGAUCCUCUUUCCAAAAAAUGACCGUAGUAGCGGGAGACAACAUGGACGAAACCUCGGCCGUCCCUGGCCACCCUCAGGACACCUAUCCCCCAGACCACAAUGAUCACGAGUGCUGCGAGAGGGUGGUCAUCAACAUAGCGGGCCUACGCUUUGAGACGCAGUUAAAAACUCUCUCCCAGUUUCCAGAGACGUUACUGGGCAACCCCAAAAAGCGGAUGCGGUACUUUGACCCCCUAAGAAAUGAAUAUUUCUUCGAUAGAAACCGCCCCAGUUUUGAUGCUAUCCUGUACUACUACCAGUCUGGGGGGAGACUGAGAAGGCCAGUGAAUGUGCCCUUGGAUAUGUUCUCAGAAGAAAUAAAGUUUUACGAGCUGGGAGUGGAUGCCAUGGAGAGGUUCCGUGAGGAUGAGGGUUUUAUCAGGGAGGAAGAGCGUCCUUUACCUGAGAAAGAGUUCCAGCGUCAGAUCUGGCUCCUCUUUGAGCAUCCAGAAAGCUCAGGCACCGCUAGAGGGAUUGCCAUCGUGUCUGUGAUGGUAAUCCUCAUUUCAAUAGUCAUAUUUUGUUUAGAGACUUUACCACAGCUGAAAGAGGACCCAAUGGGUCAUUUCGAAAGAGUGGGGAACAUUACUAUUUAUUAUAAACCAAAUAUACUCACCGAUCCCUUCUUUGUUAUUGAGACUCUGUGUAUAAUCUGGUUCUCCUUUGAACUGAUAGUACGCUUUCUGGCAUGCCCAAGCAAACCGGCUUUCUUCAAGAACAUGAUGAACACGAUUGACAUUGUGGCUAUCAUCCCCUAUUUCAUCACCCUCGGCACUGAGCUGGCUGAAGACCCAGAAAGUACAGAAGGGGUGGGAGAGCAAGCAACGUCUCUGGCCAUACUCAGGGUCAUCCGUCUGGUCAGGGUUUUUCGGAUCUUCAAGCUGUCACGACACUCCAAAGGACUUCAGAUUCUGGGGCAGACCCUCAAAGCCAGCAUGAGAGAGCUGGGGCUGCUGAUCUUCUUCCUGUUCAUCGGAGUCAUCUUGUUCUCCAGUGCCGUCUACUUUGCUGAGGCAGAGGAGCAGGGAUCCUACUUCGGCAGCAUCCCAGAUGCGUUCUGGUGGGCUGUUGUAUCCAUGACAACUGUGGGCUAUGGGGACAUGGUCCCCGUCACCAUAGGUGGGAAGAUUGUGGGAUCUCUGUGUGCCAUCGCCGGAGUGUUGACAAUUGCCCUUCCGGUGCCUGUCAUUGUGUCCAACUUCAACUACUUCUACCACAGGGAGACUGAGGGAGAGGAACAGGCUCAGCUGCUCAAUGUCAGCAAUCCCAACAUCCCUUCUGAAACCAACUCCAGCCGCCGUAGCUCAUCUACCGUCAGCAAGUCAGAGUACAUGGAGAUCGAUGGAGACAUCAACAACAGCAUCGACAAUUUUAGGGAGGCAAACCUCAGAACUGGCAACUGCACUAUAGCCAAUCAAAACUGUGUAAAUAAAAGCAAGCUGCUUACAGAUGUUUAGACACCAGUUAGGAAUCUUAAGAUUGCUGUGGGACUGUCAUAGGAAUGCUCCAUUUACCUCCCCAAUGCACUCAACGGCAUUAGGCCAAACAGCUAUGCUCAGCUAUAAAGAAAAAUAACAUGCCAUGUAGAUAGAAUAAUUAAUUCUACUGAUCCUACAAAUAUAUAGUUAUAUCAAGAAGAAAAACAUUGAUUAUUACACAUAUACACAGCUCCCCGGAGGACACAGCAUACCUAGUCUUAUCAGACAAUGGUGUGAUUUCAAAUCUCAUGCAUGGAAAACAGAUCAAAUUUAAGCAAGUUGCACAAUUCCUCAGAAACGACUCUAGACAAGUGAGCCUUUGCAACCAAGUGGUAACCGCCAAGAAGUUAGACCCCCUUUACCCCGUCCCCCCUUGCCCUCUCUUCCUCCUUUCUCUCUCUAUAAAGGAUUUACUACUCAGCAAAGCACCUUAUAGGAGGAAGACUGAUCCCUCUUGUUUGGAUGUAAACAGAUGGCGAUCUGCUUGCUUCACGGACAUCUGCAGUGCUGCUGUUUUCCAGCAGCUGCUUUAAUUGUGUUAUCACCAAGUGAUUCGAUGCCAUGCCCUUUAGAUGCAACACAGCACAACGACAAACGUGAGCUUCACACGAGCAUGAUUCGGAGACUUUCCAUUUUGAUAUCGGCAUGCCUGAGACACAUGUCACGUAAAGGAACGGCUGUUCUUUUGGAUAUCUGCCUACAUUCCCCCCCUCCUUCUCAUAUGUUUUCAUACUGAGUGCACUGGAUGAGGUUUUAAUUUGAAAUAAUAACCAUUUAGAAGUAUAGCAGCUGAAUGUUAAAUCUUAAGGGAACAGUACAUAAAUGAGAUCAUAGCAUGAAAAAAGUAACCUGCAUUAUGGCCUAUCGACUAAGGUACUUUUGUAUCCUGGUAUAUUAAAUGCAUGAUGUGAGUAUUUAGCUUGUUGCAAUUCAAGCACUCUGCAGCGCCCUAUCAGCAGGGAAACUGAGUAAAAAUUAAAAAUCUGGGUGUUUCUGAAUUGUGAUCAAAUAUAUUCAAACCCACCUUGAGGAUGCAAAGUUUCUAAUUUAAAAGUAGACAAAAAAAAAAAAAAAAAUACUGAAUAAAUGAUAUCAAAAAUGCAUAUAAUCAUGAUAAUAAGCCCCAGUUACAGUAUUAGUCAAUAGUGCAGUGCAUGGAUCUUCUUUGAACAAGAAAAGUUAACUUACUUUCAGUCAUGCUUCCAUCUCCACCUCUAAUUUUAAUACCAAUUGGUUCUGAAUCCAAUUGAAGAUCUAUUCUAACAUUAGUUGCCAGUGCCUUUAUCCCUUCCACCAACAGGACCAGUGAAAGUGCCUCGGUGUACAAUGGUAUUUGUGCAUGUUGAGUGGAGCUGCUGUGUGGUUCCAGAUGAGUGAGGUUCAAAAAGCAAGUGACUGCAGUAAAAUGGAAAAGAAAAAAGAAAAGACAAAGAUUAUCAAUGCUUUCAUGCACAACCCAGAUUUCACGCUGUCACGCACUUGUUUAUGCCCUUAAGCAGCAAAGUAUUGUACUCUGCAUGAUUACCAUUUUAACUUAAAGGGAAUAUCCUUUGUUUUCCAACAGUUUUUCUUGUUUUUUUUUCUUUUCUUCAAUGCCUGUUUCGUUGUGCAUCUUUUCAGGGUCUCUACCUCAAUGAGAUCAUUGCAAACUUGCUGCAGAGCUGCAAGCUUCAAUGCAGGGCUUCCUAAACCAUAAUGCAAAAGAGAACCUUAAGUGUAAACUGCAGUCAUGCAAUACUGAAUGUGAGAGUCCCAAAGUAUAGCCUUUACACGAGCACCUAUAUGUAGGACAAGCAGUGCACCACAAACCUGCUCCUUUUUUUCACUUAAAGCUGCGCACAAUCAGGACAUGCAUUUGCAAAGGGUUUGUAGAGACAACUAUACCUUCCCUGACUGUUUUAAAUAAAGUUUCUUGGAAAGAGUGCCAUGUCACGUUUACAGCAGUGUCACAGGGAAACAUUGUAGUGUUUUCAAACACAUUUGUGUACAAUUCAAUGGAAAAAAUUAACCUAAGUCAGUGGGCAUUAUCAUGCACAGCAAAAUACAGCCCAAUCGUUUUGCACAAAAGUUUCAUUCUGCUGCUUGAAAUAAUUAUUUUACUAGGAACAUUUUUUUUCCUUUUCAGUAUUUGCUCAUUUUCCAUGUCUAGUUUCUCAGCAUAUUGCAGGAGAACCAUUAAUAGAUUAAGGCAAAAUGUAACAACUACUUGAAAAUCUCCAGAUACUGUACAUCAAUCAGUACUGGGAUGAUUUCAUCCUGAUGAAAGUAAGAUUUUGUACUGUACUGUAUUCUCUUUUUUAUUUAAUACUCUACUGACAAGAUCCUGUAAGAAAAAUUAAGCUCCAGUGCAGUGACUUGAAUGCCAUAGCUGUUUCUGUUGGUGCAAUGGCCAUCCUCUGUGGUGCUAGUACAGGACUACCACUCUUGUCUUGUUACCAGAACACAUCACCUGAAGCUGAAGCAAACCUAACUUAAUUGUUUUGGAAAAAACUGACCAUCUGUUCAGUGAUUUUUCUUCUACAACAGUGUGGAUUCUCUGUCAUCCAGGUCAUAGUAAUUCUCAAAGGCUUGAAUCAAAGGCAACUGGACUCUGACAACCCACGGGAGUGAUGGG
This is a messenger RNA of Cololabis saira (Pacific saury), 4512 nucleotides long. Its product is annotated as potassium voltage-gated channel subfamily A member 1-like. Gene Ontology annotation, cellular component: voltage-gated potassium channel complex; membrane; neuronal cell body. NCBI's taxonomy places the organism in Eukaryota, Metazoa, Chordata, Actinopteri, Beloniformes, Belonidae. Bases 399 to 1877 code for a protein of 492 amino acids. Gene Ontology annotation, biological process: protein homooligomerization; potassium ion transmembrane transport. The transcript has 2 exons. The record is from RefSeq and is a predicted model, not a curated record. Gene Ontology annotation, molecular function: protein binding; delayed rectifier potassium channel activity.